Brassica rapa (field mustard) is the source of this 1528-nucleotide messenger RNA. Its product is annotated as growth-regulating factor 3. Gene Ontology annotation, biological process: regulation of DNA-templated transcription; developmental process; DNA-templated transcription. Gene Ontology annotation, cellular component: nucleus. NCBI's taxonomy places the organism in Eukaryota, Viridiplantae, Streptophyta, Magnoliopsida, Brassicales, Brassicaceae. Gene Ontology annotation, molecular function: ATP binding. The record is from RefSeq and is a predicted model, not a curated record.
UGUCUUUUCCUCUCAAGUUUCAAGUGCCCUAAAUAAAAACCUCUUUCCCCUUCUCUCUCUCUGCAGAAGAAGGUCAGAUACAGAAACUGACUGCAAAGAACAAAGCUGCAAGGUGCAGCUAUUCCUUAGUAAAAAGCUUUGUUCUCUUUCUUCUUUUGCUCUUCACAUCCCCCCCAACAGAGACUUUUCUGCUAUUUAAAACCAGACCCUGGAAAAAGUAGCCAACACUCUCUCUUUCCCAUGGAUUUGCAACUGAAACAAUGGAGGAGCAAGCAGGUGCAGACAGAGUCAGAACCACAACCUUCUGCAGCUAAGAUACCAAGACAUGCCUUUGAUCCGAUUCAGUCCCAAACUGCAACUUCUACUGUUCUUCCACUCUUUGCCCCUGAACCUGCGUCUUCUAAACUCUCCUCCUUAUGUCCUGAUUCUUCUUCCAGGUUCUCCAAGAUGGGGAGUUUCUUUAGCUCGGCACAGUGGCAAGAGCUUGAACUACAGGCACUGAUCUACAGGUACAUGCUGGCUGGAGCUGCUGUUCCACAAGAGCUCCUUCUACCAAUCAAGAAAAGUCUUCUCCAUCUAUCUCCUUCCUACUUUCUUCACCACCUACCUCAUUACCAGCCUGCUUGGUAUUUGGGGAGGGGGGCGAUGGAUCCUGAGCCAGGGAGAUGCAGGAGAACUGAUGGUAAGAAGUGGAGAUGUUCAAGGGACGUCUUCGUUGGCCACAAGUACUGCGAGCGCCACAUGCACCGUGGCCGCAACCGUUCAAGAAAGCCUGUGGAAACUCCCAUAGUCAAUGCUACCACCACCACUUCCAUGGCUUCCCCAGCCACAGCGGCACCGUCAUCAACACCAUCCUCCUUUGCUUUUGGCGGUGGUGAGGAAGUGGGUCAAGGUGGAUCAUCUAGCUUCUUCUUCUCAAGUCAAAGUUGCUCAGAGGUGAAACAAGAAAGCAACAACAACAAGAGGCCAUACGAGUCCCAUUAUGGAUUUGGGAGCAAUGGAUCAGACGGAGGCCACAUCUUGAGGCACUUCUUUGAUGAUUGGCCUCGUUCUGAAGCCGACAAUAGUUCAAGCCCCAUGAGCUCAGCCACUUGUCUCUCCAUCUCUAUGCCUGGAAACUCUUCCUCAGACGUCUCUCUGAAGCUGUCCACUGGUAAUGAAGAGGAAGCUAGGAGCAACAACAUUGGGAGGGACCAGCAAAACAUGAGCUGGUGGAGCGGUGGAGGUACCAACCACAACCACCAUCACAUGGGAGGACCAUUGGCUGAAGCCCUGAGAUCUUCCUCAUCAUCUUCCCCGACCAGUGUUCUCCAUCAGCUCGGUGUUUCAACGCAAGCCUUUCAUUGAACAGUCUCAAACCAACGCAACUGUUUUGCUUUGCGUUUUUCUUCAAAUUUUCGCGGUAUAAAGAGAGUAGGCUUUGUUAUCAUCUUCCAUUCUCUUAAGCUUUCACAUGUAUCUGUAACAGUUCUCUGCAGAUUUGCCUCUCAAAGAAUAAUGUUUUUGGAACCAAGCAAGUGUUCAUAUC